AUGGUACACGUUGUUGUAACUGAGUUUUUCAAGCUUUCAUUAUUCAAAGUUAUUCAUGCGCACCAUACUACUACUACUACUACUACUACUACUACUACUACUACUACUACUACUACUACUACUACUACUACUACACCUACUACUACUACUACUACUACUACUACUACUACUACUACUACUACUACUACUACUACUACUACUACUACUACUACUACUACUACUACUACUACUACUACUACUACUACUACUACUACUACUACUACUACUACUACUACUACUACUACUACUACUACUACUACUACUACUACUACUACUACUACUACUACUACUACUACUACUACUACUACUACUACUACUACUACUACUACUACUACUACUACUACUACUACUACUACUACUACUACUACUACUACUACUACUACUACUACUACUACUACUACUACUACUACUACUACUACUACUACUACUACUACUACUACUACUACUACUACUACUACUACUACUACUACUACUACUACUACUACUACUACUACUACUACUACUGAGCGUUUAUUUACAUCUAUUACUCAAUCGGAUAAUGUAUCACUAUUAUCCUUUCACCCUCUGAUAACGAUCCCAACAACUUUAUCUGAACGAAAAAAUACUAAUCCUUAUUACUAA
This is a messenger RNA of Schistosoma curassoni, 660 nucleotides long. The record is from the annotation of a GenBank genome assembly. Lineage: Eukaryota; Metazoa; Platyhelminthes; Trematoda; Strigeidida; Schistosomatidae.